UAGUUCGGUUCUUUCCGUCAUUCUGUCGCCAUCCUCAAUAAAGAAGAAAACUGGAACAAGGCUGGUACAAAUUCUGAUGGCAACCAUUUUAAUCUCAUAAUUACUCCGACAGGAAUAAUUAGACUAGUAACUGUGUCUACAUUUUCUGUCCUGGACGUAUUCCAGCGAUCUAAAGAUAUCUUCGAGGGAUGAGUUCCCCGAUUUCCAGUCUGAACAGCCUCUUUUCCUUCACAAGUCCAGCUGUCAAACGGCUGCUUGGAUGGAAACAAGGAGACGAGGAAGAAAAAUGGGCAGAAAAGGCUGUUGACUCUCUCGUGAAAAAGCUGAAAAAGAAAAAGGGUGCACUUGAAGAUCUUGAAAAGGCUUUGAGCAGUCCAGGACAAUCAAGUAAAUGUGUGACCAUUCCCAGGUCUCUGGAUGGCCGCCUUCAAGUGUCCCACAGGAAGGGGUUGCCUCAUGUUAUAUACUGCCGUGUGUGGCGCUGGCCUGAUCUACAAAGUCACCAUGAACUGAAACCACUUGAAUGCUGUGAAUACCCAUUUAGUGCUAAACAGAAAGAAGUGUGUAUAAAUCCAUACCACUAUAAACGUGUAGAAAGUCCAGUGCUUCCUCCAGUUCUAGUCCCAAGAUACAGUGAGUUUCCAGCUGGCACAGUAUCGAUGCCACCAUUUCAGCAGGUUUCUGAGCCAGCCAUGCCACAGAAUGUUAGCUUCGACCCCAAUGGGUUUCAUCAACCAUCUCAAGGGCCACACUCGCCCGCCAGUUCAGGUGGGCCAGGCAGUCCAUAUGGAUUACCAGCUGGCACUCCGCCGCCAGCCUACCAGCCACACGAUGAUAACUCCCAGAACAUGCAGCAUACUAAUCAGAACAGAAACCCUGUUAGGGGUCCCCAACAACCAACUCCCAUGGACACCAUGCCUACACCUACAGGUAUCGGUACCAAAUACCUACAGCCAGUGACAUACCAGGAACCGCAAUACUGGUGCUCCAUAGUGUAUUAUGAGCUGAACAACCGUGUAGGAGAAGCUUUCCAUGCUUCUCAGACCAGCAUUGUCGUGGACGGAUUUACAGAUCCCUCCAAUAAUGCAGACAGAUUCUGUCUAGGUCUCCUCUCCAAUGUCAACCGCAACUCCACCAUAGAGAAUACUCGCAGGCAUAUAAGUAAAGGAGUCCAUCUGUACUAUGUGGGGGGUGAGGUAUUUGCAGAAUGCUUGAGUGACAGUAGUAUAUUUGUUCAGAGCCGGAACUGUAAUUACCAUCAUGGCUUUCACCCAACAACAGUGUGCAAGAUACCGCCAGGUUGCAGCUUAAAAAUAUUCAACAACCAGGAGUUUGCAUCUCUGUUGAGUCAGUCGGUCAACCAUGGUUUUGAGGCAGUGUAUGAACUCACGAAAAUGUGUACUAUUCGCAUGAGCUUUGUCAAGGGUUGGGGCGCUGAGUACCAUCGCCAGGAUGUCACAAGCACCCCGUGUUGGAUCGAAAUACAUCUCAAUGGACCCCUACAGUGGCUGGACAAGGUGUUGACCCAGAUGGGCUCACCGCAUAAUCCCAUUUCUUCAGUGUCCUAAGUGCAUCAUCAGCACAUAUAAAACCCAGGUCACACAGAAAUGAGAAAAACCUCCAAACAAAAUCAACAAAAAGGACUAAUCUCAAGACUUCCUCUGGAAUGUGAUCUGCAUUUUUGUUGCAUAUGUGUAUUUCAUUGUAGAUAUUAACCUGCGUAAAUGAUUGUGAAUGGUUUGUUCCCACUUUCUUCAAAAUUAUAUAGAAAUACGCUAAGUUACUAUAAAAGAAGAUAAAGUUUUACAUCAAGAAAGGUUGCAUACCAUUGUCAGUAGAGGUUGUAGCGACACCUGUGGUCAAACCUACACAUAUUGAUAUAAGUGUGUAGGAUUUCUCAACAAGGUAUGUUAACCCUUUCAUCCCUUGGUAACUUAAGUAGACUCUACCAUAGCUUUAUCUGGAUGAGUCCAUUGUGGUCCA
Molecule: messenger RNA, 1983 nt
Organism: Mizuhopecten yessoensis (Yesso scallop)
Lineage: Eukaryota; Metazoa; Mollusca; Bivalvia; Pectinida; Pectinidae
Product: mothers against decapentaplegic homolog 5-like
Exons: 6
Coding region: 189-1568 (459 amino acids)
Biological process (GO): regulation of transcription by RNA polymerase II; transforming growth factor beta receptor signaling pathway; anatomical structure morphogenesis
Cellular component (GO): heteromeric SMAD protein complex
Molecular function (GO): RNA polymerase II cis-regulatory region sequence-specific DNA binding; I-SMAD binding; DNA-binding transcription factor activity, RNA polymerase II-specific
Source: RefSeq, a predicted model, not a curated record